This is a messenger RNA of Podospora pseudocomata, 1035 nucleotides long. RefSeq lists its product as uncharacterized. The record is from RefSeq and is a predicted model, not a curated record. Bases 1 to 1035 code for a protein of 344 amino acids. The transcript has a single exon. Lineage: Eukaryota; Fungi; Ascomycota; Sordariomycetes; Sordariales; Podosporaceae.
AUGACAUCCUCAGACAGUCACGAUGGGAUGGCUUCCUCCCUGGUAGUAGAGCUCCAUCCAAACGAAGAGCCAGAAAAGUCCAUCAACAUCGAAUUUUCAAAGAGGAGCCAGAACCCAGGAAUAAGCAUCGAUGCCGUUGCUGUUACUUCUGAUGCUACCAUCACCGGCAGGGCCACAUCCGCUGAACAACAAGCCAUGACAGAGUCCAUCCGUAUAACGGAGGACUCGGGCGUUGAAGCUUUAAGAUGUCGGAAUGAAAUUACUCAGAGGUCGUCCGAGCCCAUUGAGAAAGAACAGAAAAAUUUCGAGUUGGGGCAACGUGGGGCCAGUGACAGCCAAGAUCUCAUCGGAGAAGGUUCGGCUUUGACAAUCAACAGAGAGCUAGGGUUGGUUGAGGGCUACGAACUCGAGGUCUUACACGAACCAAGGCCUCCAAAUAUUCCCAAGGCAGACGUCGUCAUUGUUAACGGGAGUGGACAAGCUUGGGAGGUUCCGUGGACUUUUCAAGAGAAAACACCCCACCCAACCCAUCAAGCACCUGAAAUGCCAAAGAGGGGAGUUUUGGACAACAGCAAGAUGCUGCCUCGUGAUAUUGGUAGCUGGGGCCGGAUAAUGAACUUUCACUGGCCCUGGAACUUCCUUGCCGACAUCUCCGAUGACGAAGUCGACAACUUUCUCGCUAAAACAGCUGACAGACUUCUGACUCAACUACGGAAGAUUCGCAAAGACAAAUCCGCAAGCAGUGAUUUCCUCGUCCUCAUAGGAACUGGGUUUGGGUGUUGCAUUAUCCACAAGCUUAUCGUUAACCUUCAUUCGGUCGGCCCUUUGAAGCAGACUGUGCUGGAUGAAAUUGCCAGCAUCGUGCUAGUGGAUUCCCCAGAUCCACGAGGUCCACCGAAUUUGCUUGAAACUUUUAGUGACUUUUACCAUACGAUCUUGGAAAGAGAGCUGUUUACUGCUUCGCUUUAUCAAGAGUUGUCGCCUGACGAGGUGUGUACUUUCUCGUCCAAGCCUACCUACCCCUUCGUGCGCUAA